CCCAUUCCCAAUAACGAGGUUCAGCGUUUGUGCCCCUCGACAACACCGAUUUUUCACAAAAUAGUUGAUCUUCUCACGGCAACUACGAUAUUCUUCUAUCAUAAUGUCUGCUGCCCAGCUUCUUAAUCCCAAAGCCGAGUCCCGGCGGCGGGGUGAAGCUCUCCGAGUCAACAUCAGUGCUGGUGAAGGCCUCCAAGAUGUUCUCAAGUCCAACUUGGGUCCUCUCGGAACCAUAAAGAUGCUUGUCGAUGGCUCUGGACAGAUCAAAUUGACGAAGGAUGGAAAUGUACUUCUGCGAGAGAUGCAAAUACAGAACCCUACCGCUGUCAUGAUUGCACGAGCUGCCACGGCACAAGACGAUAUCUGCGGAGAUGGCACAACAUCAGUUGUCCUGCUAGUAGGAGAGCUUCUAAAGCAGGCUGAUAGGUAUAUCUCGGAAGGAUUACACCCUCGUAUCAUAACAGAAGGAUUUGAGAUUGCGAAGGCCGAAUCUUUAAAGUUCCUGGACUCCUUCAAGCUUCCGAAAGAGGUUGACCGAGAAUUGCUCCUAUCCGUUGCCCGAACGUCGCUAUCUACGAAACUCAACUCGACCCUUGCCCAGAAGUUGACUCCUGAUAUUGUCGAUGCCGUCCUAGCUAUCUAUCAAGCCCCCGCGAAGCCGGAUUUACACAUGGUCGAGAUCAUGAAGAUGCAGCACCGCACCGCCUCAGAUACCCAACUCAUCCGCGGAUUAGCAUUGGAUCACGGCGCCCGACACCCGGAUAUGCCCAAGCGAGUAGAGAAUGCAUUUAUCUUGACUAUGAAUGUUAGUCUGGAAUACGAGAAGUCGGAAAUCAACUCUGGCUUCUUCUACUCUAGUGCCGACCAGCGCGAUAAGCUCGUAGAGAGCGAGCGCAAAUUUGUAGAUGCCAAGUUGAAGAAGAUUGUAGACCUCAAGAAGGAAGUCUGCGGAAACGACCCUAAGAAGAGCUUCGUUGUCGUCAAUCAGAAGGGUAUCGACCCGCUUUCCCUCGACGUAUUGGCGAAGAACGGCAUCUUUGCUCUGCGAAGAGCCAAGAGGAGAAACAUGGAGAGAUUACAGCUCAUCUGUGGUGGUAUCGCUCAGAACAGCGUGGAAGACCUAUCUCCGGAAGUUCUCGGAUGGGCUGGUUUGGUAUACGAGCAACAACUGGGUGAGGAGAAGUAUACCUUCAUCGAGGAGGUAAAGGAUCCUAAAUCAGUGACUCUGAUGAUCAAGGGCCCGAAUGCCCACACGAUCACCCAGAUUACAGACGCUGUACGGGAUGGCCUACGAAGUGUGUACAACAUGAUCGUCGAUAAGAGCGUGGUUCCCGGAGGCGGUGCUUAUCAGGUUGCUUGUGCGGCUCACCUUAAGAGCGACGCUUUCAAGAAGACAGUCAAGGGCAAGGCCAAGUGGGGUGUUGACGCAUUCGCGGAUGCGCUCUUAAUCAUUCCCAAGACUCUCGCCGCGAAUGCUGGCCAUGAUAUCCAGGACGCACUUGCUUCGCUGCAAGAUGAGCAAGCCGAGGGCAACGUUGUGGGCCUAGAUCUAAUUUCUGGCCAGCCCAUGGACCCCACAUUGGAGGGUGUGUAUGAUUCGUUCAGGGUGCUGAGAAACUGUGUUGCAUCUUCGUCCAGCAUCGCUUCGAAUCUCUUGCUCUGCGACGAGAUGCUUAAGGCGCGACAGAUGGGCCGACAAGGUGGACCGGGACCCGGAAUGGAUGGUCCUGAAGAGUAAAGAAAAGGAGUGAAUAUGUGAACACGGCUAGCUGAUACCACUGUACGUUAGACGCAUGAGAUGGCGUUGUUAAUAGACGUGGAUGGAAUGAUCCGUGAACCAAUCAGGCCAUUGGGGACAUUU
Annulohypoxylon maeteangense is the source of this 1861-nucleotide messenger RNA. RefSeq names its product chaperonin Cpn60/TCP-1 family. NCBI's taxonomy places the organism in Eukaryota, Fungi, Ascomycota, Sordariomycetes, Xylariales, Hypoxylaceae. Gene Ontology annotation, molecular function: ATP hydrolysis activity; ATP binding; ATP-dependent protein folding chaperone. Gene Ontology annotation, biological process: protein folding. Gene Ontology annotation, cellular component: chaperonin-containing T-complex. The record is from RefSeq and is a predicted model, not a curated record. The transcript is spliced from 6 exons. Bases 104 to 1738 code for a protein of 544 amino acids.